This is a messenger RNA of Owenia fusiformis, 393 nucleotides long. The record is from the annotation of a GenBank genome assembly. NCBI's taxonomy places the organism in Eukaryota, Metazoa, Annelida, Polychaeta, Sabellida, Oweniidae.
AUGGCAAACCAUGUGGUGCGGCCUUUACCAUACAUCCAGAUCUACACCAGCACUACGAAAAACAUCAUACAAGGGCAAUUCCUUUUUCGGAAUGAGGAAAAGUCUAUGAAAGUAAAAAGAGUCUAUGAAAGUAACAAGAAACUUAAGAAGCAUAUGCAAAAUUCACACGGAGAAUGUUGGACCUGUCUCCAGUGUGGCUGGACUCGUCCCACUUAUUUUCCAAAUAAAAUAGGUGAUCACUUGAAAACCCACUCUUUAGCCCCUGCUCUACCUAACAUUCCCAGUCUGCUGGACCUUGACCUUGGUUCAGGGAUGUUAAACUUGAUGGGAUCAACAUCCAAAGACCUGGACAGGAUAGCACCAUCAAUCCUGGACAGUUCAACGCUAUCAUAG